Molecule: messenger RNA, 2711 nt
Organism: Anolis carolinensis (green anole)
Lineage: Eukaryota; Metazoa; Chordata; Lepidosauria; Squamata; Anolidae
Product: KIAA0753 ortholog
Exons: 15
Coding region: 497-2638 (713 amino acids)
Biological process (GO): protein localization to centrosome; centriole replication
Cellular component (GO): centriolar satellite
Source: RefSeq, a predicted model, not a curated record
AGAGGAAGAUGGGAAGCCCCGCCCACUGCCAAACGCAGCAAGACACGCCCACUGCUAAAGACAGGAAGGCAGGAGGCCACGCCCACCACUAAGAGGCGGAGGAAGGGAAGCCACGCCCACUACUAAAGAAAGGAAGACGGGAGGCCCCGCCCACUGCCAAACGCAGCAAGACACGCCCGCUGGUAAGGACUGGAAGACACGCCCCCUCGUAAACACAAGAAGCCACGCCCACUGCUAAAGAGAGGAAGGCAAGGAGGCCACGCCCACCGCCAAGAGGCUGAGGAAAGGAAGCCACGCCCACCGCUAAACGCCAGCAUGAGAGGCCCCGCCCACCGCUGAGGAGAAAAACAAGCCGAAGCCGACGGUGUCCGCGCGGGGACAAAAAGACCUCACCUUGCCGCUUUGGCUCCUCCCAACUUCCGUCCGGCGUCCCUAGCAACGCCGCGUUGCCAGGCAGUCAGGCUUCCGCUUCCUUCCCGCCUUCGGUUGUGGGAACAUGGCGGGAGGGCUGCUGCUCCCCACGGAGACCCAGCAGCAGCUGCGGUUCAGCCUGGAGGCCCCGUCCGUGGCGGAGGGCCCGCCCGCCCGCUUUGCCAGCCCGCUUCCGAUCGUCAUUGAGAAGCUGAAGAAGGUCCCGGAGGGGGAGGCCCUUGGCGGGGGGGAUCGGGGCCACGGCGACGGCGGGGGUCCGGCCCCCUUGACCUUCUCGGCCGUCUCCGAAGAGACCCUCCGGCGGGCCGUGCGCCUGGCCAAGCGGGACCUCAAGCGGCGGCCGAGGAAGGAGGACGGAGGCCACCCCGUGAGGUCAUCCAGCGGGUCCCAGAGGGAGACCACCACCGGCACCGCGGCAAAGGUGUUCCUCUCGAAACCGACCCGCCUGAAGGCCACGGCGCCGAGGCCGCCCGAUUCUCCUCCGACGCGGGACGUGGGUCCGGUCCCCGUGGCCCCGAAGGAGGAAGACGAGGAGGAGCGGAGCGCCCGGGAGGUCCGGCGGCUGCAGAAGGAGCUGCAGGGAUACGUCCGGAAGGUGGAGGCCCUGGCCCGGAAGGAGAGGACCCCCAGGCCCCUGGACCCCGAGGAGCGGCGCCGGGCACGGAUCCGUGGCCAGGAGCAAGCUGCACGCUCCGCCCGCACUUUGUACGUGCUCCGGCAACAGGUGAAGGAGAUCCAGGAUGACCUAGAGAAGCUGAGUCCCCACCACGUGCGCCACACCAAGAAGUCCAGGGCCAUGGCCAGGCUGGCGGCCGCACACCGGGGGGCGGCCCGAGCCCUGCAGGCCGUCCUCUCCCGCUGGACCCUCGACUGGCCGGAGGACGAGGAGGACGGCGACGGCGACGACGCGGGGCGGGCGCUGCCGUGGGCCCAGUGCCGGGAACUGGGUCAGCUCCUCCGCCAGCUCUCCCUCUGCUCCGUCCAGAUGGAGGCCUCCUCCACCCCAGACACCCCGCUGGACCUCAUGAUGCAGAUCGAGGGCUUGGACUCCCUCCUGGCCCGGAAGGCCCCUCUUGUGGGCGGGGCUGCGGACCCCCCUCCGGCCGGACCCCCCAGGAAGAAGGAGAAGGCCAUCCGGAAGCGGCCCCCGGGCAGGAAGCGGCCGACCCCGGGACCCCCUUCGCGGCCCUGGCCUGCGGGCGAGCAUCCCCACACCGGGGAGCCUCCAGGGUCGGGCGAAGGGCCCCCCAAAGCGAGUCCGGUCGCUGCUCGUCGGAAGGGACCCCCGGCGCGCCUUCUGACGAAAGAGGGCUUCCGAGAGCCCACCCUCUCGUUCCGGAUGAAGGAGGUGAAGCCCCCCUUGAAAGGCGGGGGACGGACCCCCCGGGUGCCCCCCACCUCGGCCCCCCCACAACGGUCUGCGGCGGAGAAGUCGGUGUUGGCGGAAAAGGAGGAAGAGCAGGGCGAGCGCGCGGUGCUGGAGCCGCUCCUGGAGCGAGUGCAGAAGGCGACCCUCUCCCUGGAGAAAAGUGGGGGGCGAAUGGACCGGGAAGACGGGCCCCGAAGGGACUGGGACCCCCACGAGGGACCCCCUUCACAGCGAGAGGAAGUGACGGACGUCGACCUGGGCCUGGCGGAGGAGAUGUUGCGGAGGAUGCAGGAGAUCGAGCGCUCCCAGGAGGCCGUGCGGCGGCGCUACCAUCGGCUGGUCUAUUCGGACGUUGAAUUUUGUGCCCCGGAGACGAAAGACAAUUCGGAGGGUCUGGCCCCUCCCGCUCCCAUCUGGGUCACUCAGUCCUUGAGCCGCAAGGAGGAGCCGCAAGUGGACAUUGUCCUGGAGAGGCCCUCGGACACCAACGCCGUGCAAGACGAGGAGGAGGGGUCUGAGGAGGGGUCCGUGUGCCCUUGCCCGAGGACGAGUGGGGCUCACCGGGGUCCCGGUGGUGGCGUGACCUUUCUCCAUGUCCCCCAAGACGUGCUGCAAGGCCUGGCCGACUACAGGUCCCGCUUCCAGCAACACCUGCGGCUCAUGGCCCACGAGGCCGUGGGGAGCUUCGACCCCUGGCGCAUCGCAGAGAGCCUGGCGGAGUCCCUGGCGGAGGAGUCCGUGGCGGAGGUGGCGGUGGAGGUGGGCGGCCUGUGCGAGGACUGGGCCGAGGCCGUCUUCGUCUCCGAGUUCCUGCAGACGCCCACCACCGAACCCUGAGAGACCCCUGCCCAUCCAACCAUCCACCCCUGUCAAUCAUCAAUGCAAUAAAGGGUUUUGUACUUUUCGAAAA